Messenger RNA from Lathyrus oleraceus (garden pea), 510 nucleotides. Its product is annotated as secreted RxLR effector protein 161-like. The transcript has a single exon. NCBI's taxonomy places the organism in Eukaryota, Viridiplantae, Streptophyta, Magnoliopsida, Fabales, Fabaceae. The record is from RefSeq and is a predicted model, not a curated record. The coding region runs from base 1 to 510 and encodes 169 amino acids.
AUGGUGAGUAGGUUUAUGAACAAACCAAAGUGGUCACAUUACCAAGCUGUUGUAAGGAUUCUGAGGUAUAUUAAGGGGACUCUGAGGUAUGGAGUGUUAUUCUCUUAUGGAGUUAAGUAUGAAUCAGAACUGAUGUGUUAUUCAGAUUCUGAUUGGUGUGGAGAUAGAGUUGACAGAAGAACUACUUAUGGAUAUUUCUUCAAGUGUCUCGGAGGUUCUAUUUCUUGGUGUUCUAAGAAGCAACCAGAUGUUGCUUUGUCAACCCGUGAAGUUGAGUACAUUGCAGGUGCUUUGUCUGCGUGUCAAGCUAUUUGGCUUAUGAAUUUGUUGCAUGAUCUGAAGAUCAAAGUGAACAAGUAUGUGAAGCUCAUGAUUUACAAAAAAUCAAACAUAAUCCUUACCAAGAAUCCAGUGUUGCAUGGAAGAAGCAAGCAUAUUGACAUGGAGUUUCAUUUUAUAAGGAAUCAAGUUCAUAAUGGAGAGCUAGAAGUUGUACACUAUACCACCUAA